AUGGCCACCGAAGCUGAAACUGAAGCUGCUGUGACAGUUGCUGCAACUGCUGUAGGGAAGGAUGCUGAAAGAUUGCAGCAGAUGAUUUUAAAUUUUGACGCGGUACAGAUGCGUGAAAUAUUUUGGGAUGUUGAUGCAGAACAGGGCAUUGGAACUGUUUGCUAUGAGGCGCUUGACCUUUUACGUUCGAUGACUGAUGAAGAAAAGGCGAAAUGCUGUCGAGACCUGGUUCAGAAUCUGUUGGACAAAGAAAACCCAAGAUAUGUUCACAUUGAACGGAUUUUAACAAAGCUUUUUAUAGCUGCAUAUGAACGAGAAGUUAUUAGCUUACCUGAAUGUUGUGAGCUUCUGGUCACUUGCACGGACUUCACGCUGCGUCAUCCUAUUGAUGCUAAGAAGUUUGAGUUUGUACAAUCGAAGUUGCACUUAAUAGAUUAUAAGGGACUUCGAAGUAUCCUUAAACUGCUAGUCGUUGAUCGGAUGCAGGAAAUGCCGUCUCAAAUAUCGCAUUACCAUAGACAAAUGUUACUUCCUGUGGAAAAUAGAGUUGCGAAAAAAUUUAAUGAGUUAUUUAUCUCAUUCCGUCCGCUAGCCGAAAUGGUAGUUGUAAUUGGACGUCCAUGGUUGUUCCCAAUAUCAACGCACAUAUCUUUUGUUCUAAUUGCUAACUCGUGGAAACUCGAACCAGUGUCGACAAGAAUACAUCAGCGUGCUCAUCUUCCGUACAGGUCGGAAUUAUUUGCUCCGCAGUCUGCACUGCUGUAUACGCUUUUGAGGCAACCACGUGGAAAGGAAGCUAUGGCGUGGGUUAUAAGACCGACUAGUAAUGCUCCUAGACUGCAGUGUGAUGAACUGUUACAAAUGAUCAUCUUGGAAGCAAUGAGUGAAAUGGAGAAAACCGACGUUCGUGUUGAUGAUGCUGUAAAUCAAUACCAGUGGAUGAAUAUUACUCAAACCGUUACAUUUUCACUAAUCCAAGGACAUGCUUCAUUUUCUCGCUUGUUAAAGAUCUUAUACGAAUCGUUAACGGAAACAGUUUAUCGCAAAGGGAGAGCUGAGCUCAUGUGGAUCAUUUUGCAAUAUGUUGCCAUUUUCCUCUCCCAGAUAACUACCGAGGAUAUGCAGAGGAUUGCUGACAUUUAUAACCUGUUAUACAAAGGAGAAGAGGCGUUUUGGGGUGUGGAUACAGAUCCUUUGUUCUUUGUAAGAAUUUUUGUUCCUGCCGCUAUAUGGAUCAAUUUUUAUACAAAAGAUGUAGCAACGACUCCGAAGCCUUCAGAGUCAUUGCAAAGCCAAAUCCAGUUCUUGAAGCAAACUGCUGAAGCAGAUCAAAAUCCUGCUUUGAAAAAUGUCGCUGAUCACAAUGCAGUGCUGGCUGCUGUUGCAAACGCAUAUAGCAACGACAUGGAAACUUUCAAGAAACUUGUUCUUGACAAUGUCGAAUCUUUUCUGGACUGUAAAGCUGAUGAAAGAGAACAGCUGCCUUAUAUGGUAAUGUGUCACGGCAGACGGGUACCACUGUCGUUAAUUCUCAUCGAUUCAUUAACGAUACAUUCGCGUUAUCGGCUGUUGCAAAUGUUGUUAUUGAAGAUACACUCUGUCAUUGAUAUGACACCACCACUGAAGUAUCCAAGCCCUGCAGUCGUUGACACUUUGGCGCGUCUGGCUGCAACCACUGAUUAUGAAUAUGCAGCAAAACAACUAGUGUUGGUAAUGACUCGUACUUUGGAACAGCUGAAUCAGAUGAAUCCUAACGAUCCUGCUGGAGAGACAAACCGUGCAAAAGACCUGCUGUACAUUUUCUGCGAAAUAUUCUCGUACUGUUUGGUCAACAGUCCAUAUCCCUUGACGCAUAAGGCAACCUUUCUUCAUACUAGUUAUGUGGCUUUGAGUAACAGUGUCGUUCAUAUGAGCGGGGCCUUGUAUGCUGCUUUUGAACAAGUUCUUUUGCGUUUCUGGAUGUGGAACUGCCCUCACGAAAUGUUUAUUUUGAGUAAUCAGCUUAUUGGAAAACAAGGGAAACUUGCAUACUUGAUUACUUCUCCUGAUACCUUUAAUGAUUUCCAGCCUGGCAAUUUUAAUGACAGGUCUGUAAAUAUUUCGCCAGAGCUGAUGCGUUGUCUUCUCCUUUCCUUCUUCCGUGCUUUGAAAAUUACAGGACUGGAACUUCAAACUGAGGUUCUGCAAAGGAUUAACAAAAACUUUGUCUGGCCGCGAUCAACUAGUCAGACUUUCGCAGCCCAAAUCCCGAAUUGUACUAUCGAUGAUGGGACAGAUUUUGCUCAAAUGGAUGAGUUAUGUCGCUACGUUGCACAAUUUUUGUACGCGAAUUCUGAAGAACAAAUAGUGAAAUACUUUAAUGAGGAUCGGAACAUGAAUAAUUUAUUCUGCGUUAUCUACUUGCUGAUUUGCGAAACGAAAAAGUGCUACCCUGUAUUUUUCAGCAUUCUCAAAAACUCGAACGCUAAGCAAAUAGUUAUCAUGACAAACAAGUUAGCUGACUAUGUGAUUCAUACUACGAAACGAAUUCCUCCGUCGGAUGAUGCUACUUUUACAACGAUGAUUAGCGCUCUUAACGAAAUGCUUUUCAAUUACCACCUUGUAUCCUUUGAGAAAUUUUUACUUUCUUUUGUAUUGCAUCCGACAGAUGACGACUCGACUCAAGCGGCUUUUGUGAUUAUUCAUUCUAUGGUGACUUUUGACAAGGAUAGGCAAGCACAGCGAAAAUACGUGAAGGUUGCUUCUUUUUGCGAUCUCAAUAACCGCCUUGCAUUCUUGUUUCAUAUAGUUCCAUCGAACAAACUCAUAAGCAAUAACUCAGUUUUCUUCGCAAAGUUAGCUGAGUACUACUCGCAAUUUCCUGAACUAACGUACAGCGAGAUGGAGAUGAAACUGAGGUAUGAAAUGCGUUUAGAUAUGAACAUGAGGAGACUGGAACAACAGUCUUUUAUCCAUUAUGGGGAACAUAUGCCUAUUUAUUACGGAAAUUUAGCUGAAAGGAUUUUACCUGUCGUUGACGUGCUAUUAUUCCGAGCUUUGGAAAUUGGUAUUGCUGAUGAAAUAUUUGAUAACCUGCUCUCAAAGUUUAAAACAUGCUACAAAUACCAUCCGCAACCUGCCAACUUCUUGUAUAGUGUUCUUUAUUGUUUGUACAAAAAAUUAGGUCACACUCCUCGAGCACAAAAGUUUGUUUCGGAAAUUUGUAGUCAAGUAGAGGAAAGAGACGGUAGUAACCAAUUGGUUAGUCGGGUAGACCAGAUUUUGAGUCCUCCACAGUUGUGUAUGUCACUAGUGGACCGUAUACUUCAAGGCACCAACUAUCCUCACCAGCCGCCUUCAUUUGCCUGCAAGGACUGGCGUUUUGCAGAAUUGCCUCCUGCUGGUCAGGCACUUACUGGGGCUUGCAUAGAGUUGAUGGCUUCACAGUAUCAUCCGAAUAUUACCGUUAGAGAGUUAAUAGAGAUCGCUUUUGUACGACCGCUUCGCCAGCCUUACGCUGCUAUAAAUGCUAUCAGUCUCAUAUUAACCUCUUUGCCGCCUUCAUUCCAGCAAAGGUUCUUUGACCAUAUUGUAAGCGUUGUUGCGUCAAAAGAAUUAAGAGAUGGUGACCCUUCGAUUUGCUUUGAAAAUUUAGAAGGUGAGUGUUUCUUACUUACUGAAAGUUAUCUGAUGACGAACCUUGCUUUGUGCCAUGCUUACCUGCAACACUGCACUAACUAUUCUUUGAGUGUGUUACCUGAUUUUGUGAAAGAUCAUUUGGUCCCGAUUUUGGAGACAGAGACGCAGUUAUUAUUCGUUCUUAGACUUGUUUUGCCGAUACUUCAGCGUCUUUACGAUGCUAAAGAAAGAAACAAACAGUUGCAAGAUUUGGCGGUUGAUGUUUAUAAAAUGACUGUGAAAGUUAAUGAAAUGGUCGGGCGAUUUAAAUAUGAAGAUACGGUGUGUGAUUUCUUGUAUCACAUGAAGUACAUGUACGUUGGGGAUUUCAUCAAAAGUGAAGCAGAACAAGCAAUCCAGAAGUUAACUUCAUCAAUGCGUGAAAAACUUGUGUACAUUUCCCACAGCCAAGCAAGUGCUGCAGAUGCUGCCAAGACUUUACGUCACCCUCACGGACGAGUUGCAAUUGGUCGUAACUAG
Messenger RNA from Enterobius vermicularis (human pinworm), 4137 nucleotides. NCBI's taxonomy places the organism in Eukaryota, Metazoa, Nematoda, Chromadorea, Rhabditida, Oxyuridae. The record is from the annotation of a GenBank genome assembly.